This is a messenger RNA of Cephus cinctus (wheat stem sawfly), 1795 nucleotides long. It is a transcript of the gene CSN3, whose product is annotated as COP9 signalosome complex subunit 3. The record is from RefSeq and is a predicted model, not a curated record. Gene Ontology annotation, biological process: ubiquitin-dependent protein catabolic process. Gene Ontology annotation, cellular component: COP9 signalosome. NCBI's taxonomy places the organism in Eukaryota, Metazoa, Arthropoda, Insecta, Hymenoptera, Cephidae. The transcript has 4 exons. The coding region runs from base 127 to 1464 and encodes 445 amino acids.
AGUCGCCCAGCCGUCCCUUUCAAAACGUCACCUUCCUCGAUCGUUUGAUCAUUCACUCGCUCCAAUACCUUGUAAAUACAAUUUGAACAAAUCAGAAGUGGUGAUGAAAAGAAAAGAUCAGCAGUAAUGGCGUCGGCACUGGAGCAGUUUGUAAAUAAUGUCCGGACGCUCUCGGCGCAAGGAAACUUUCGGGAGCUAUGUGAUGUUAUAAGCAAGUCUACGGAUGUAUUAAUGAAGAAUGGUCAACAUCUAGAUAAUGUUCUAGAGACAUUGGAUUUGCAACAACAUUCGUUGGGUAUUUUGGCAGUGUUAUGUGUAAAAUUUUCACUACCUAGUCCAAGUGGUGCACGCAACCCUGAUGCCUACAAGCCGUUGUUCAAUCAAGUGCAAGAAUUCAUUCUAGGAUGCAAUGGAGAACAAGUUCGAUUUGCCCCGGAAACAUAUGCAGAAUUGUGUCAUCUGCUCACUCAAUCAUUGAUUGACCUUCACGUGCCCAUACGUGGUAUUGAAUUGCUACAUCGUGCAAUUCGUAAAAUCCAGUUAUUUGAUAGUCAGCUAACUUCGAUACAUGCUGAUUUCUGCCAGCUUUGCCUUUUGUCGAAGUGCUUUAAGCCUGCGCUUGAAUUUCUUGAUACAGACAUUACUGGAAUUAGCCAAGAAGGUGGACAGUUUGACUCAAAGUACUUUUUGCUCUAUUACUAUUAUGGUGGGAUGAUAUACACAGCGCUUAAGAACUAUGAUCGGGCAUUAUACUUUUUUGAAGUGUGCGUGACAACGCCCGCAAUGGCAGUUAGUCACAUUAUGCUUGAGGCUUAUAAGAAGUACAUUUUGGUCUCAUUGAUUUUGCCUGGGAAAGUAUUGAUUGUGCCGAAAUACGCCAGUCAGGUAGUGAACAGAUUUAUUAAACCCUUGAGUCAGGCUUACCAAGACCUGAUUACCGCUUACUGGACGAACAGUUGUGAUGAGGUUCAAUUAGUUAUCACUAAGUAUCAAGAGGUGUUUGUGAGAGACCAUAAUAUGGGUUUAGUCAAACAGGUACUUAGUUAUUUGUACAAGAAGAACAUACAGAGGCUGACGAAAACUUUUUUGACGCUCAGUUUGAGCGACGUUGCGAGUAGAGUUCAACUUCCGGGUCCUGCCGACGCAGAGAAAUACAUUCUCAAUAUGAUCGAGGACGGAGAGAUCUUUGCGACGAUCAAUCAGAAGGACGGCAUGGUGGUAUUCCAUGACGAUCCUGAAAAAUACAAUUCACCCAGGAUGCUUGCCAAGCUUGAGAAGGAGAUGGCCGCGUGUGCUGAGCUUGAUAAGCGGGUGCUUGAAAUGGAGGAGGAAGUAAUAGUAACGCCACAAUAUGUACGUAAAGCUUGUGGUCAAAAUGAUCAGGAUGACCAGACAACCGGAUCACCGUCAACUAUCGCACCAAACGCGCAGGGCCAGCCAAAACACAACACCUAUUCUAUGUAACAUACACACGUCGUUGUGCGUUAUCUUUAUUAAAAAAAAGAAGAAAAAAGGAAAAGAAUAAUGAAAUAUCUGUUCAAAGCGAUGCGUAUGUGGACAAAUUUUUGUGCGCAUCUUUGAUGACACGUAAUUCAAACAGUCCGUGAAUUUAAAUGCUCGAGUAAGAGGUAGUAAUAAGAUGAAAUGACCAUGAAAAUGUGUUAACUGGACAGCAUAAAGUAUGGAGAAUCGGCGCAAUAAGUUACCUCGUGGUUGGUCAAGAUUUUAUGAAAGACUCUGGGCUUCGACAAUUGUGUUGUGAAUAGUUUGCAAAAUAUUCAUUGACAAUUCGAAA